UGUUUCAGUAUUGGUCGAACUCUCAUUCGGAUCGUCUCGGGUGCGCGUCGUCGUCGUCGCCGGAAGGGAUCGCUGCUAGCGAUCGUAAUUUUUUUCGGUAUUUUUGUUUAUGUUCUUUUUUUGGUAAUUAACGGUUUGUUUUCAUGAUUACAAGCGUGCGUUCUGUGGCAAAAGGGGGAAGUCAACGGAUUCCAAAAUCCGCGCCUGCGCCCUCGGUGGCCAUGCUGUUGGUGGUUAUUUGUGUUGUGUCCUUUAAUUGUGCUCUAUCGUGGGCUGCGAAUCGUUUGUGGGUGCUGUAAGUUCAUGUUUUCAUGGUGAAGAAUCCGUUACCGUCCAACCAAAGUGAUCAAAGUUGGUGGAAAUCGUGUCAAGUGUUCAUAGUGACACAUAGGGAGUUCCUGAAGAUCCUGAAUCAAGUUCUACAUCCGUUGAAAGCAUUCGAAAGGACGUUCGUAAACAAACGAAUUUCCAGGUGAUGAUGAUUCAUUCUUAGUCCAUUUCCGGAGUUUGCGCAGAGUCAACACGUGAAUUUUGUGAAUGAAAUCCGGUCCCGACGACGCCAGAGUUCUGCCGCCUUCCCCUCCCGAGUUUCCUGGUCUUCAAGCAGUUCUGAUGUCCUUCGGCGAGUUCUACGUUCAAGCCUACAAGUGGUGAUAAAAAAUGUCUUUGUAAUAAUCGAAGAAGCUGUACGAGCCUACAAAAUGUGCGAAUCGUGUCUCGACGGUGGCUUGUAAUUAGGAUGUGAUGUGACCAGUUGAUCUGGAAUCUGGAGAAGUCGUGCGACAGCGAGGAAGGAAGAUCUUCAGCGAAGUCUUCAGCAGAAGAAGUUCGCGAGAGUGGAAUAAAGGAAGCAAAGGGCUUACGAAAAAAAAUCGGUCAAGCCACCAGGUAUAAUGUGCAAUAAAUCAGUGGUCAUGGUGGGUCAUGAUGGCACCUCUUCGGAAGGUGGGCGAAAGCCGGGAAGAUGUUGGAGCAACAAAAGCAGAAGUAGCAUCCAAAGUGGAUUCCUGAUUCGUGGAAUAAUCGUUAUUUUUGUUGGUGGAUGCUGCGGCAAGCCGUACCUGCCGGCGCAGUCAGCUGAUAAACUGAACGGUGGAGGAAGCUCGUGGGACUACGAUGAUAGUGUGCAAAAUUAUUUAAUGGAGUUUGGUUACCUGCCCAAAUCGAACAUUGAAACUGGCAACCUUCGGACAAUGGACCAGCUGAGUGAAGCAGUGAAAAGUUUACAGGCCUUUGCCAACCUGGAACCGACGGGGAAGAUUGACGGGGAGACGCGGGAGCUGCUGCGGCGGCCUCGGUGCGGGGCGCCCGACCUGGCCGGGUCGAACGACUUUCUGGCGUCGAACAGCCUGUCGGGCCGAUACCGGAACGGAGGGCGCCGCCAGCGGAGGUUCGUGAUCCAGGGCCAGAAGUGGGACCACCACACCGUUACAUGGAGCUUGGUGAACCAAUCGAUGACCGACCUGGACGCGGGGCAGGUACGCCGGGUUCUGCACGAAGCGUUGGAUCUUUGGGCCCAAAAUGCGAACAUUUCGUUCCGCGAGGUGUACAGCAGCCAGGCGGACAUUCAGGUGUUGUUUGCACGUCAGUUCCACGGGGAUGGAUAUAGGUUCGACGGGCCGGGGAAGAUCUUGGCCCAUGCUUUCUACCCGGGCAGUGGAAUCGGCGGUGAUGCCCACUUUGACGAGGAGGAGACCUGGCUGUUGAACGAACCACUUGGGACGGAUGGGACAAGGUUGUUUGACGUGGCGGUUCAUGAGUUUGGACAUUCGCUGGGUUUGGGUCAUUCAUCGGUUAAGGAGGCCAUUAUGUUCCCGUGGCACCACGUGUCUUACCGCGGGAAAGAUUCCAUUCCGGAAGACGACCGUCACGGCAUUCAGGGCAUCUACGGACCGAAGAAGAAGACCUACGGCCACAAUCCGGAACGCCAUACCACACCAACAACGACGACCACUACAACUACAACCCUUCCUCCCCCACGACGACCUCCAACUCACCGCUACUACCCGUCCAAGAACCAAACCGGCCACCCCUGGCAGGGACUCCACCCGAACAAUCCGUACAAUCCGUACAAAACCACCCCCACCUCAACCACCACCACGGAGAUCCCCCGCCGUCGAGUCUACUACCCGGACAAACCACGCCCCGUCGGAACGGACCACCCCCAACACAUCCCCACCCCGACCAAGGUCCACCACCAUCACCACCACAACCACCCGGCAACGCGACCUCCCCUCCCAACCCGCCCCAACCCGUGCGACACCAGCUACGACGCCAUCACGCUGAUCCGGAACGAGCUGUUCAUCUUCAAGGAUCGCUACCUUUGGCGAAUAUUCGAGAACGACCUGCACCACCGACCGCCGGCCCUCAUCAGCGAUAUGUUCUACGGGCUGCCGCGGGACUUUGAGCGGAUCGACUCGGUGUACGAGAACAAACACCACAAGAUUGUAUUCUUCGUCGGCAAGCAAUACUACGUCUUCAACUCGCGACAUCCGGAGCCGGGCUACCCGAAACCGUUGACGGCGCUGGGACUGCCGGAGAGCAUCGAGCGGAUUGAUGCGGCCCUCGUGUGGAGCUACAACAACCGGACGUACCUGUACAGUGGGCGGCUGUACUGGAGAUUCGACGAGGACGCGAACCACGUCGAGCUGGACUACCCGCGGGACAUGUCGAUGUGGAAGGGCGUCGGCUACAACAUCGACUCCGCCUUCCAGUACCGGGACGGCAAGACGUACUUCUUCAAGGGCAAGGGCUACUGGCGGUUCAACGAUCUGCGGAUGAGCGUCGACCAGGCCGACCCGCACCCGUCCGCCCCGCACUGGAUGAAGUGCCAGCAGCACAAGGUGCGCGAACCGAUGGUGGACGUCACGACCGAGGACCAGGAGGACGUCAUCACCAGCGGGGUGGGUGGGUUGGGUCCCCGAACUAAGUUGGGCUUCUUUGCGCUAACUGCCUUGCUAGUUGUAGCUAGAUUAAGGGUUUAUUAGGAUAGUUGAAAGGGACGUAAGGAGUGCUACGAACUCCACCAUAGAUUGUAAACCUAAUUAAUACAGGGACCACAAAGUUUGCAAUUUUACACCGAUUAUGCAAUUUCAUGACAUCACCAGCCUUUUUUAUCUAAAUGAAAUGAAAUAAAACAUCAAUCUUAGAGAGUGUGCUCACCAUUUUCGAACGUCAAGAUUAUCCCGGAGAUUCCUCAAAGCUCUCUACUUUCUUCAACUGAUCACUGCCACAAGAAGGAGUAUUAGCAAAAGCGCAUUCCACUUCGGUCCCUUUACACUUUUUGAAUAAAUAAACUAAAAAAAAAUAUUCAAAAAAAAAUCAUCCAAUAUGCAAUAAAAUAUUCCAAAAUGUGUUUAUCAUUCGAAGCUGCCCACACUAAUUCGAAGGGAAAUCUUGACAACCACUAGCAUUAACACUACAUUUUUUGACUCCUAAGUGAUAAAAAACACAAUUUAGAAUUUAUUGCAGCAAUAGAAAAGAAGAAACAUCCCAAAUACCUAAUAAAAUAAAUAUAAAUAAAGAAAUUUUAAAUCGAAAUCGAACAAGCAUAAUAAAUAAAAUAAAAUAUUCAUGAACCCACGAAGAAAACAUUUUGUUGCCUUAAAUAAAGUAAAAAAAAAUGCAAUCGGUGAAUUAACCCUUUGCUUCCUUAAAAAGAUUUGCGUAGAAUUAUUUUUAUUUAAUAAAUACUGUAAAAAAAGCAAAAUAAUCUAAGCGCCAGAAACGCUUCACACAAUGGUUAAAAAAAAGUCUCAAAAAGCAAGCAUGUAAAAAUCAAACCACGUACUUUAACGAAACUGUAAGCCUAAGUAGUAAAGCAAAAUUUUAAUUUCAUAUUCCAAUAAGUUCAGCCGGGCCCCCACUGUGAUACGUGUGCGCGAUGAAUACGGAUGUAAUGUUAGGGAAAUUUGACUUGUAAACACUGAGGAAGAGAUUGUGGUUUUAGACUGAAGUGAAUAAAUUAUUAAAUUAAAAAAUAUCAAUAUUCAACCACAACGAAGAAAACACUGUUUGCAAAUUGAGUUUCUUUAAUUUUAUGGUAAGUUGUUAUGAACUUGCUUGCACUCGCGGCCUCGAUUAGAUUGAUUUAGUUUGAAAUUUUAAGUGAUAAGUUAUGCUAAAUUGAUUCAAGUAAACUGAAGAACUUCUUUUAUACAAUUGGUUGUAGCGGUAUUUGAUAGUUAUAAAUAAAUUCAAUUGUAAUA
Messenger RNA from Culex quinquefasciatus (southern house mosquito), 4208 nucleotides. It is a transcript of the gene Mmp2, whose product is annotated as matrix metalloproteinase-2. Lineage: Eukaryota; Metazoa; Arthropoda; Insecta; Diptera; Culicidae. The transcript has 6 exons. Gene Ontology annotation, biological process: collagen catabolic process; proteolysis; extracellular matrix organization. Gene Ontology annotation, molecular function: zinc ion binding; metalloendopeptidase activity. The record is from RefSeq and is a predicted model, not a curated record. Bases 894 to 2987 code for a protein of 697 amino acids. Gene Ontology annotation, cellular component: extracellular matrix.